Messenger RNA from Symbiodinium pilosum, 417 nucleotides. The record is from the annotation of a GenBank genome assembly. NCBI's taxonomy places the organism in Eukaryota, Dinophyceae, Suessiales, Symbiodiniaceae.
AUGCUGCAGAGACUGUGCAUCAUCAGCCUUCAUCUUCUGCCAGUUCUGCGCGGCGAUGGAGACGUGACAGGAUCAACAACAACAUCCACCACAGCUGUGGGUCAAACUACGACUACCACAACAUCUGCUGGGUCUUUUCUUUGUCCAAACGGAUGGACGCUGAUAGGCUACAGGUGCUUCCACUACAGCGGCGAGGAGCGCAGUUACGAUGAAUCGGUUGCAUACUGUGAAGGGAUGGGCUCUGUGAUUGCAAGUAUCCGUGGCGAAUCCGAGAACGCUGCAGUGACCGCCUUGAUCCCCACUGCUUGCGCUAGGACGGCCUACAUUGGCGCGGAGAGUAAAGGCAAUGGAGUGUGGAGUUGGCAUGAUGGGACUGGAUGGUGGCAGCCUCAGAUCCAUGGCGGCUUGCUGGGAGUC